AUGUUUUUUCGUUUUUGUAUUUUUGUUUAUUUGGCAUUGAUUACUGUUAAUAGCCGUAUACUUAAACCAAAACGAUCAUUACUGUCAUUAAAUCUUGUCAAUGAAAUUAAUUCAGCACAAACAACAUGGAAAGCAAAACCAUCAAAAUUUAUGUCAUGGUCACAAGAAUCAAUUGAACGUUUAAUGGGUGUUCAUCCAGAAUAUUUUGAACAUCAUAAAGAACUUGAAAUACUUGAACAUGAUGUACCAAAUGAUUUACCAGAAAAUUUUGAUGCACGUGAACAAUGGCCAAAUUGUCCAACACUUAAAGAAGUACGCGAUCAAGGAAGUUGCGGCAGUUGCUGGGCUUUUGGCGCUGUUGAAGCUAUGUCUGAUCGUAUUUGUAUUGCUUCAAAUGGUGCUCAAAAUGCACAUAUCUCAGCUGAAGAUCUUGUUUCAUGCUGUAAAAUAUGUGGUUUUGGUUGUAAUGGUGGUUUUCCAGAAGGUGCUUGGUCAUAUUUUAAAAAAACAGGUUUAGUAACUGGAGGUAAUUAUAAUUCGCAAGAAGGAUGUCGACCAUAUACGAUUGAAGCAUGUGAUCAUCAUGUUAAUAAAACUUUACCACCUUGUCAAGGUGAAGGUAAAACACCUAGUUGUUCUAAAAAAUGUAUCGAUAGUUAUUCGAUUCCAUACAAUCAAGACAAACAUUUUGGUGCUAGUGUUUAUUCAAUUCGAUCAGAUGAAAAACAAAUUCAAACUGAAAUCUACAAUAAUGGACCUGUAGAAGGUGCUUUCACUGUCUAUGCAGAUUUUCUUUUAUACAGUUCAGGUGUUUAUCAACACACAUCAGGAUCAAGUCUUGGUGGUCAUGCCAUAAAAAUUCUUGGUUGGGGUGUAGAAAAUUCGGUACCAUACUGGCUUGUCGCCAACUCAUGGAAUCAAGAUUGGGGUGAUAAUGGUUUCUUCAAAAUCCUUCGUGGUAAAGAUGAAUGUGGUAUUGAAGGUGGUAUUGUUGCUGGUGCACCAAAACUCAAUUAA
This is a messenger RNA of Rotaria sp. Silwood2, 1017 nucleotides long. The record is from the annotation of a GenBank genome assembly. NCBI's taxonomy places the organism in Eukaryota, Metazoa, Rotifera, Eurotatoria, Philodinida, Philodinidae.